Uranotaenia lowii is the source of this 3337-nucleotide messenger RNA. Its product is annotated as ATP-binding cassette sub-family G member 1. The record is from RefSeq and is a predicted model, not a curated record. Gene Ontology annotation, molecular function: ATP hydrolysis activity; ATP binding; ABC-type transporter activity. Lineage: Eukaryota; Metazoa; Arthropoda; Insecta; Diptera; Culicidae. Gene Ontology annotation, cellular component: plasma membrane. The transcript is spliced from 7 exons. Bases 622 to 2724 code for a protein of 700 amino acids.
ACCAGAUUCAGUCGUUCUUUGGACAGCAGUGUCUACAGGCUGUUCUAAAGCUUUGGAUGAAGCAUUCUGCUGCUUCUGGUAGAUCUUCUAAAAUUCAAGUGAAUCUGUACGCCUCGAUCGCCGUCGUCGUCGUCGAGCGAGAGACAAAGAGCUCUGUUUCCGGUGUAGUGCGCAUGUAGCUUCGGGUCAAGUGACUCAUUUGCGCGAAUCCGUCCGCUUAGUUUUGUGUUUGACUCUAACGGGUUAGAUCUUACUUCGAUUUCAGUAGUUUUUUGAAGUCUACGAGAAAAGAGUGCUUAAAUUUCAUGGAUAAGUGAGAUCGUUUUGCAACAUCCAUUACGAUCUUCUCCCCAAGAUCGGAUGUGUGGCUUUGUGCUAAAGCAGUAUGUGAAUGGAUGAAAGUGUGAAUAAUCUUCCUAUGAGGUGUUGCGUAUAAGCAACAGUGAAAGAUAGUAGUAAGUCAUCAUAAUCAUUGGCCAUAAAGCGCAAAGCAACAACAACGAAACGAAACAAAACAAAACAAAGAAGGGGGCUUUUGAGUGAGUAACCUGAACAUCCCAGAGGGUAUAAUUUGAAAACAAAUCACUAGGCACAGAAGAAAAAGGAAAGAGAAGAAAAACCAUGUCGGAAGCAGCGAAUGAAAGCAGUAGUAGUAGUUUUACUCACAAUCUACUCGAUGACAAUAGGAAAAAUGGCGCCGUCCGGGUCCAGAUUGUCCCAUCGCAGCCGAAAACAUUGUCCCAUUUGCCGACGCGGCCAGCCGUUGAUUUGGCCUUCCACAAUCUCACCUAUCGGGUCAAGGAAGGACGUCGAAACAAUGUCAAAACGAUCCUGAAGGAGGUCAGCGGACGGCUUCGAUCUGGCGAAUUGACGGCCAUCAUGGGACCUUCGGGUGCCGGUAAAAGUACCCUGCUCAACAUCCUGACUGGUUACAAGACUACCAACAUCGAGGGGUCGAUCACGAUGAACGGCAAGGAGCGCAAUCUGAGUCAGUUCCGGAAGUUGUCCGCCUACAUCAUGCAGGACAAUCAGCUCCAUGCCAAUCUAACGGUCGAGGAAGCGAUGCACGUGGCCGCCAGCCUUAAACUCAGCCAGAAGGUGGAGAAGAGCGAAAAACAGCACGUGAUCAAAGAGAUCCUGGAAACGCUCGGCCUGGAAGAGCACCGACCAACGUUGACGAGGAACCUGUCCGGUGGCCAGCAGAAGCGUCUUUCGAUUGCUCUGGAGCUGGUGAGCAAUCCGCCGAUUAUGUUUUUCGACGAACCCACUUCCGGUCUGGACAGUUCGACCUGCUUCCAGUGCGUGAGUUUGCUAAAGUUCCUGGCCCGUGGUGGACGAACGAUCAUCUGUACUAUCCAUCAACCGUCCGCCCGUUUGUUCGAAAUGUUCGAUCAGCUGUAUACUCUGGCCGAUGGCCAGUGCGUCUAUCAGGGUAACACAAAGCAGUUGGUUCCAUUUUUGGGAACUCUCGAUCUGGAGUGUCCAUCCUACCAUAAUCCGGCCAGCUAUAUCAUUGAAGUAGCCUGCGGUGAGCACGGAGAUCACACGCGCAAGCUCGUGAAUGCGAUCGAUAACGGAAAGCGGGACAUCCGGGGCGAAUUGGACUUCCCCGCCCUGAAGAACAAGAAAAAUGAAAACGGAAAUGCUAACGCCAAUCUGAAGUCCAACUAUGACAAAUUGAACGGCAACAGCAACAAGUAUGCGGACAAUUUGAACCUUAGCGGAAAUGGACUGCUUCCGUCGUCGAUGGUCAACGAUAUUGCCAAGGAAACGACAACUGAAACUAUCAAAAUUACGAUGGAACCGGAAAAGGAACCGGAAGUUAACACAGCUCUGCUGCCUAUUGAUGGCCAGCUGGAUGCUGGACUUUCUCCGGAACGGUACCCGACCUCGGAAUUCCACCAAUUUUGGGUAGUGCUCAAACGGACGCUUCUUUUCAGCCGGCGAGAUUGGACCCUUAUGUACCUUCGUCUGUUUGCUCACAUUCUGGUUGGUUUUCUGAUCGGAGCGCUGUACUACGAUAUUGGUAACGAUGGCGGAAAAGUAUUGAGUAACUUGGGUUUCCUGUUCUUCAAUAUGCUGUUUCUGAUGUACACUUCGAUGACUAUUACCAUUCUAUCAUUCCCACUCGAAAUGCCUGUUUUGCUAAAGGAAAAUUUCAAUCGAUGGUAUUCGUUGAGGUCCUACUAUUUAGCGAUUACGGUUUCCGACAUUCCAUUCCAGGCCAUAUUCUGCGUGUUCUACGUGUCGAUCGUUUACUACUUCACAUCCCAACCGAUGGAAUGGUUCCGAUUUGCCAUGUUCCUCGGAUCGUGCCUGCUGAUUUCCUUCGUGGCCCAAAGCGUUGGAUUGGUCGUCGGUGCAGCCAUGAACGUCCAGAAUGGUGUCUUCCUGGCUCCGGUCAUGUCCGUGCCAUUCCUGCUGUUCUCCGGCUUCUUCGUUUCGUUCGAUGCCAUUCCGAUCUACCUACGGUGGAUCACGUAUCUGUCCUACAUCCGGUACGGUUUCGAGGGAACUGCCCUGGCCACCUACUCGUUCGGUCGCGAAAAGCUCAAGUGCUACCAGGUGUACUGUCACUUUAAGUUGCCUUCGACGACUUUGGAAGAACUGGACAUGAAGGAUGCCAACUUCACUCUGGACAUUGUGGCGCUGAUCAUUAUCUUUGUUGUGCUGAGAGUUUCCGCUUUCCUGUUCCUGCGAUGGAAACUGAAGACCACCAGAUAAUUCAUGAUUUCCAUUUUACAUAAUAUUUUUUCUUUAAUUUUAUUAGAUGUGUAAUUUACACAUAGGCACAAAUACAGUAAAAUGUCAUGGGAGCAGGUGAUAGGAAACCGAUAUCACCAAAAUGUCACAAAUUGGCGUAACUUCUGUUCUGUAGUAGAAGAUAGCUACAUUCAUAGACAGCAAUAGCUAGUUAGAUAAGUAAUAUGCACUGCAGGACACACACACAAAUAAAAGCAUUCUUGAAGAAGUUUUCCUAAUAGGCUGUGCUUAGAGGAAAUGUUGUCAAAAAUGAAUUGAUAUCAAUGAAAACAAUCAUAUAAGUAAUUUAAUUAUCUAAAUUAUAUCACUCUCGUUAUACUGGAAUUCUUCUUCGGUGAAUUAACAUUUUUUUCUUCUUCACAAUGGGACAAAGGAUUUCUGAUACAUUUAUUAAAGUUAAAAGUAACAAAUCGAUUUUAAAAGAAAAGAUUUUUUCGAAAAGUGUUUAUAUGGUACAAUGUAAUCAUAGUUUUCAAAAAAAAAAGAAAGGAAAAGAAAUCAGCAAUCGAAAUGUGAUAGAUUUAUAGGCAAAAAACAAAUGGAAUUUAACAAAACGUAUGGUGAUAUUAUUAAA